Molecule: messenger RNA, 7394 nt
Organism: Cygnus atratus (black swan)
Lineage: Eukaryota; Metazoa; Chordata; Aves; Anseriformes; Anatidae
Gene: TUT4
Product: terminal uridylyl transferase 4
Exons: 31
Coding region: 860-5737 (1625 amino acids)
Molecular function (GO): zinc ion binding; nucleic acid binding; RNA uridylyltransferase activity
Source: RefSeq, a predicted model, not a curated record
GCUGAGUUUCCGUAUGUUUUCUGGGAAAAAAGAUGUCGCAGUAGAGGAAGGAUCUCUGCAUUUCUUCUUAGGGAGAAGCAAAGGACCAGACAGCACGGGUGUUCCUUGAGCUGCGGCACAUCUCCUCCACCUGCCCCAAGGACUGUGAUGUGACAGAGGAACACAAAAAUGAGUGGGUAGGAAGCCGGGUAUCUUUAGUUCGGCUUCUAAGAAUGGCCCGUGUUGGAAGGCACCUUAAAGAUCUUCUAACAAGGAAAUGAUUAAAACAGAAAUGCUUUGCGAAAGAGCUUCCUGUCACAACUCAGCAUGCAAGAGCUCACAGUUUCGCUUGGUCUUCACCUUUGAAAAGGCAAAGUCUGACCCAAGAUGUGGGGCUUUAAAAGGAAUUAAAUACAGUUGAACAACUUGGGAUGAAGGAGUAACAGGGCAAAUGGGUCGAAGUAUCUUAUUGAAAGUAGUUUUUGUGCUGGUUUUUUGUUCGUUGGUUUUGUUUUGUAAGCGUUACUGUGAAUUUUUGCAAUUCAAAUGCAGAAUUUUGUAAUGGUAGUCUGAGAGAACAAGGAAACAAAAGAAUCUGGCAGAAAUGAAAGUGAAACAGUCUCGCUCCUUCAUUUUGUGAGCCUGAAAUGAAUUCUAUGAUAGAGAAAUCUAAGCCGAUUUUAAACAUCCUAAAAAUUGAUUGUUGUAGGUUGUUUAAAAAGAAAAGAAUCCAGGCUCUUGCUACAGAUUCUUUUUCUUCAUUUUCUACACAAUCAGCCACGAUCCUUGCCUGCACAGUGGAUUUAAAAUCAACUUUAAAUUACUGAAGAAUUGCACUUCAAGUGGUCUCAAGAGACUGGAGAAGCAGGUCUUCACUAUAAUGGAAGAGGCCAAGAGCUCAAAGAAUGGAAAUCAUGACCCAAGGAAGUCUGUCCGUCUUGUCUGUGAGGAAGGCAAAACAGUCAAAGUUACAAAUAAUCAAAAUUAUAAACAUAGUAGAAAUGACAAAUCUGUGAAGGAUAUUGGGAGAAGUUCUCCAAGUGGGAACAACAGCAAAAAAAGUAAACAAAAUGAUGUUUUUCCUGAAAAACAAGGAGAAAAUAAAUCAUGCAAAGUUAAUAGUUGUAAUCCUGGAACUAAAGAUACGGUAUCAAACAUUCAGGAUCGAAGUCAUGGAAAAGCAAAAAAAAAUUCUAAUAUAUCAUCAGCAAUGGAAAACCUGAAACAAACAAAAGCUCAACAAGUGGGAGAAAACUUUCCAGGCUCCCAUGUUUCAGGGAAUGGGGUCAGUAUGGAAACGUUAACAGCUACUCAGAAAGGGAAACUGGUGUUGGAAAAUCCACUGGGAGUUCAUACGUUGGAGGCUAGUGUUGAUCAAACUGGUGAUCCUGGUAAGACUGCUUCAGAUCAAAGAAAACUGGAACAGAAGCCAGAUGACUUCAGUAAAAUAAAGAAUUCUGAAUCAACUAAAGAACAUGCCUUGGAAGCUGACUAUUUAGAAAACACUGCUGUUAUUGAUGAAUCUAAUCUGACAGCUGAACAGCAACUGGGAUUGAAACAAGCUGAAGAGCGUCUGGAAAGAGAUUAUAUCUCCCGACUUGAAAAACGCUCCCCAGAAUACACCAACUGUCAGUAUCUAUGCAAGCUCUGCUUAGUUCACAUUGAAAAUAUCCAGGGAGCUCACAAGCAUAUUAAAGAAAAGCGUCAUAAGAAAAAUAUAAUGGAAAAACAAGAAGAAAAUGAGCUGCGUGCCCUCCCACCCCCUUCUUCUGCACAGUUGGCUGCUCUGAGUUUUACACUCAUUGAGGCAGCAAAUGAACAAGGCAUAUCAGAUGAUGACUUCAGAAUUCGUCAAGAAAUUGUAAACGAGAUGGAGAAAAUUAUUCAACAGCCCUUACCAGACUGUUCACUGAGGAUGUAUGGCUCCUGUUUAACUCGAUUUGCUUUUAAAACCAGCGAUGUUAACAUUGAUAUAAAAUUCCCCCCUAAGAUGAGUCAGCCAGAUGUUCUGAUACAGGUGCUUGAAAUCUUGAAGAACAGUGCUGUCUACUCAGAUGUGGAGUCAGAUUUUCAUGCCAAAGUUCCUGUUGUAUUUUGCAAAGAUAUUAAAAGUGGUUUGACAUGUAAAGUAAGUGCUAGAAAUGAUGUGGCUUGCCUUACAACUGACCUUCUGGCUGCACUUGGUAAACUGGAGCCUGUCCUCAUCCCCUUGGUUUUGGCUUUCCGCUACUGGGCUAGACUCUGCCACAUUGACUGUCAAGCUGAAGGUGGAAUUCCUUCAUAUUCCUUUGCCUUAAUGGUGAUAUUUUUUCUUCAACAAAGAAAACCACCUAUUUUACCAUCCUAUUUGGGUAAUUGGAUUGAAGGCUUCGAUUCAAAGAAGCCAGAUGACCACCAACUGAAAGGUAUAGAAGAAGAGGAGUUUGUACGGUGGGAGUACAAACCAUCAACAAAUGGUUCAGCAAAAAACUCAGUUGGAGCAGAAGGUAAAACUAAAGUUGAACAACAAAAAGGUGGUGGUAAGAAGGUAACCAGCUCAGAAGUGGACAGCCAAAAUAAUACAAAGGAGAAACACGGCAAUUCACUCUUAGCAUUCAAAACCCCUCACCAAGUUUCACUGGGGCAACUGUGGUUAGAACUGUUGAAGUUUUACACACUGGAAUUUGCUUUGGAAGAAUAUGUCAUCAGCAUACGGGUACAAGAACUCUUAACCAGAGAGAACAAGAACUGGCCUAAAAGGCGAAUAGCCAUUGAAGAUCCUUUUGCACUAAAGAGGAAUGUUGCACGAAGUCUAAAUAGCCAGAUGGUAUUUGAGUACAUCCUGGAGCGAUUUAGGACAGCGUAUAAAUAUUUUGCGUGUCCACAAAGUAAAGAUGGGAUUAAAUCCAAGCCAGAUACGAGAAAAAAAGAAAAAGGGAAAAUUAAUAAGAAAUCCACAAGAUCUGAAGAAUCGGUUGCCAACUGUUGCCUUCCACAAGGGAAAAAAGUUGUAGAUAAACAAAAUACAGGAAGUGGAUGUAACAUACCGGAGAAUGAUCUUGAAUGUAAUGAAAUGGUAGAAUGUGUAGCCAAAAAAUAUACUUCCAAGAACAGAGACUCUUUGCUACUUUCAACGUUGGACUCUAGUUAUGAUGAAGAUAAAGAAGCAGCUUUAUCCCUUAUUUCUAACGAGUGCUGUGAAUUAAAGCAAAAAUCACUUAAAGAGAGGGAUGAUCUAGAAAUUUCAGAAGUUUGUCUAACUGAAGGUGAGCUAAGCCACCAUUGUAACUGCAGUGAACAUCAGUCCUAUGACAUGAAUUCUAGUAAUGAAUUUUCUGAUGCUGAAAGUAGACAGAAUUUGGUAACAGAGUCUUCUCAGAAUCAGUGCACUGGCACACCAGCUACCUCGCACAACUGCAAAGCAAUGGUGGAAGCUCAUGAUCUCAAAGAUGAAGGCAGGCUCUCUACAGAAGAAAUGCAUUAUGUGUUUGAUAAGUUUAUUUUGACUUCAGGAAAGCCUCCAACUAUAGUAUGCAGCAUCUGCAAACGGGAUGGACAUUCCAAAAAUGACUGCCCAGAGGAUUUUAAGAAAAUUGAUCUAAAACCACUACCACCGUUGACAGACAGGUUUCGAGAAAUACUUGAUAUAGUGUGUAAGAGAUGUUUUGAUGAAUUAUCUCCUCCUUUAUCUGAGCAACAAAACAGAGAACAAAUUCUGGCAAGCUUGGAAAGAUUUAUUCGAAAAGAGUAUAAUGACAAAGCCAGACUUUGCUUGUUUGGCUCUUCAAAAAAUGGAUUUGGAUUUCGGGACAGUGAUCUAGAUAUCUGCAUGACAUUGGAAGGCCAUGAAAAUGCAGAGAAAUUGAACUGUAAGGAAAUAAUAGAAGGUUUGGCAAAAGUUCUCAAGAAGCAUCCAGGUUUGAGAAACAUCUUGCCUAUAACAACAGCCAAAGUGCCUAUAGUAAAAUUUGAACAUAGACGGAGUGGCUUAGAAGGGGAUAUCAGUUUAUACAAUACACUGGCACAGCAUAACACGAGAAUGCUGGCUACAUAUGCAGCUAUUGAUCCUAGAGUGCAAUAUCUGGGCUAUACAAUGAAAGUUUUUGCAAAGCGCUGUGACAUUGGUGAUGCGUCCCGUGGUAGUCUGUCUUCAUAUGCCUAUAUCCUUAUGGUUUUGUACUUUCUACAACAGAGAAAUCCACCAGUUAUUCCAGUUCUUCAGGAGAUAUUUGAUGGAAAACAGAUUCCACAGAGAAUGGUGGAUGGAUGGAAUGCCUUUUUCUUUGAUGACAUGGAAGAAUUGAAGAAGCGUCUGCCUUCUCUUGGGAAGAACACUGAAUCACUUGGAGAACUCUGGCUAGGGUUGCUGCGGUUCUACACUGAAGAAUUUGACUUCAAGGAAUAUGUGAUCAGCAUCCGGCAGAAGAAGCUGUUAACUACAUUUGAGAAACAGUGGACAUCCAAAUGUAUUGCUAUCGAAGAUCCUUUUGACUUGAAUCAUAAUCUUGGUGCUGGAGUCUCUAGGAAAAUGACCAAUUUCAUAAUGAAGGCAUUUAUCAAUGGGAGGAAAUUAUUUGGUACCCCAUUCUACCCAACUGUUGGAAGAGAAGCUGAAUACUUUUUUGACUCGAAAGUGCUGACAGAUGGGGAAUUGGCACCCAAUGACAGAUGUUGUCGUGUCUGUGGAAAAAUUGGUCACUACAUGAAAGACUGUCCAAAGAGGAGGAGGUUGAAGAAAAAGGAGAAUGAGAAAGAUGAUGAAAAAGAAGUGAAAGAAGAAGACAGAGAAACGAGAGAGAAGAGGUGUUUCAUCUGUGGAGAUGUGGGUCAUGUUAGAAGAGAUUGUCCUGAAUUCAAACAAACCCGACAGAGAAAUAGUAGUGUGCCAGGCACCCAGUUGGUCCGAAGUAUGGUAAAUUCACAGCUAGUAGCUGUAAGCCAGCAGCAAGUGGAACGACCCUUGCGUACAAGACAGUCAUCGGAAUGUUCUGAUUCGCAUCAAUCAUCUUAUUCUCCACAACCUCAACAAUUUACACAGAAUUCCUCUCAGCCAGCCUCCAUUAACCAGACUCAGCCACAACCAAUAUCCCAGUCUAAGCACGUUCCACAACCACAGCAGGGUGCACAGCCACCCCAUCAGGUCCAGCUGCCUUUGUUUAACUUUCCCCAAUCUCCCCCAGGUCAGUAUUCCACCUUGCAUAACCUGGGACUACUUCAGAUGCACCAUCACCACCAAAUUCAGCUUCCUAACACUUCGUGGCCUAUUCACGGGCCUGUUAUUCACUCUGCACCGGGUAACCCUCCUCAUUCUACAAAUGUUCCAUUUUCUAUGAGAUCUGGCAGCAGCACCACCACAAAUAACCAGAGCAGUGUAAGCUUGAAUGAUCCCAGUAUCAUCUUUGCACAGCCUGCUGCCAGGCCCAUGGGAAUCCCCAGCACUUCUCAUGAGGGACACUGGCACAAUCCUGUGACUCCAAACUCACUGGUGAACAAUGGCACUGUGGGGAAUUCAGAUCAGGGUUUCCAAGGACAGUUUGGUAAAAUGAACCCUCCUUCUGUCCCUUGGGACCAUGGGACCCCUACCCAUUUUCCUCUCCUCCGAGGAGCGUGGCCUUACAAUAUGCCUCAGAACUACAUGCAGCAGGGAAAUGCCAGCUAUCCACCGAACAAACCUUUCUACCCUCAAGCUGGUCCACUGAUGCAGAGUAACCAGCGGUUCUCGCUUCUGUCUCAAGGACACCCACACUUGAAUCUGAAUUACAUUCAACAGAAAAAGUGAAAUUGAAGGGGGUUGUGGGUGGGUGGGGGGAGGGGAGGAAAAAUUCAGGUUCUGAUCUAAAAUCUUAAUGCAACGUGUUUAGAUACAAGAUUAUUUAAGACUGUUUUUAAACUGUAUCAUUUGUACAUAGAUACGAACUAUAGUUUUUACUAGUAUCACAAAACUAAGUGAUACAAAUUUCAUCUAUUUUAUUACCCUAUUUUUAAGGGGAAUUGUGUUUUGUUUUAUCUUGAUAAACUGUAAAGAGAGAGAAUUUUUAAAAUUAAGUUCUUUAUUUUCUAUUAGCUGUAUUCAUACUUCGGUUGCUUCAGACUUUAUAUAUAUUGUUCUAAAAAAAUAAAAUUAGAAAGGGAUUUCAUGUGUUUAAAAAUUUGUCACUUCUAUUCUUUACAGAACUAUGUAGUGCCAAAAAACUUUUUAAAAGAAAAAUAAAACUGCAAAAAAAAGGUUAAGACUUCUUCCUCUUCCCUCUUUAUAUGUAUACUUAUGUGUGACUGUAAUUAGAACAACAAAAACAACUUACAUUUAGGUAUUAAAGCUAGUCAUCUUUCAUCUGUCAUUUAAAAUGAGACAUGCAGUCAGUGCAUGUUUCUCCCUGUGCUGUCUUUCUUGUAGAAUACUUGAUCUGAGGGAAGUGUACACCUUUUCUGUUUAUACCCUUUCUAAACUAAUAUCAAGUUAUCUUAAAAAAAAAAAAAUCAAGCUGUACAAUGAGGUAACUCUAAAAAGAACCUUCUAUAAAUUAAUUUGGCUUACUACUAUGUGUUGUCAACACUCAUUGGGCAGUAUGUGAAAAUAGGGGGAUAGUAAACAUCCCAACUUGUAUAUGCAACAUACAGUGACAAAACUGCCUGCCCAUGCUCCUGAAGCAAGAUUAUGAAUAAAGGGAUCAUACAAACUGGACUUAGCACAACUGUGUUCCUGCCAUAUGUCAUUAAAUGUAUUAAGAACUGUAACUUGAGUAAGAACUUGAAUAUUUUUCAUUUGAAAAACAGGGUUUUACUGAAUGCUAACUUUGAGGGAUGCUAGAGCUGAGCUAUUGUGUCACUCUUCCACAGGUAGGCCAUAACUGCUCUAUGUUCAAAGGAGUAGUUUGCUGUCUUUAAAUGUACUCAUUAACAAUACUUUCCAGGCAAAAACUUUUUUUCUCUACUUGAAGCUUUUGAACUGUCUGAUAGUGGUAUCAGAAGAAGCGUAUUAGACUUAAGGAUGAUUCUUACAAAGGAACAAGUGACAGCUCUAUGUUAAAGACUAGGUUUAAGUUAGCUUUGGCUUUUAGUAAACAUACUGGAUUCUCAAUAGCAUUGCUUCCUUUCCUGUAAUAGAGGUUUACUAAGAUAUAUUUUAGGCUGGUAGUUCUUCAGUGUUUGACUUAAACAUAUUCUAACUUUGGUAACUUAAUGCAGCAGCUGUUGGUCAUAACAUCACCUUGAUUUGAAAAUAAAGCCAGCUUCAAUUAGAAAUCUGGAAGUAUUACAAAAGAAACCAGAAACCUCCUUUAAAGACAGCCCCCCUUUUAUUAUUGCUCUUCACUGACUUUUACAGGCCUUGAGAAAAACGCUUUAAAAACAAUUCUCAAAUUCUAUCACAAGAAUAAGAAAGUAACUACCUAAAGAGGAUCUAGCUUUCCUUUAGUUAAAAAACAAAGAAAUAAAAA